AUGGUAGCGCCCCCGAAAAAACCCGCCGGCAUGCGAUCCAGUCGGUCAUCCGUAAGACUUAUCGCGCUCGGCCUUGUCGCUGCGGGCUCUGUCCUGGCUCUUGAGCCUCCUUCCGCUUCAAUCAGAGGGCUAGAUCCAGCACUUCUACAUCUGUACUCGGCCAAUUCAACCCAUUUCCACUGCCUCGGAGACUCCCACCCUAUACCUCUCUCAGCAGUCAAUGACGACUACUGUGAUUGCCCCGACGGCUCUGAUGAGCCUGGUACGAGCGCAUGUGAGGGGCGAGGGGACGGUGCGACCACAUUCUACUGCAAGAAUGAGGGACAUGUACCAGGGGUGGUCAUCCUGGGGAGGGUCAACGACGGGUUAUGCGAUGAUGAGUGCUGUGAUGGCUCAGACGAGUGGGCGACAGGUGCAUGUCCAGACAGAUGCGUUGAGAUAGGAAAGGCUCACCGGGCGCAUGUCGCUGCGGAGGCUCAGACGCGAAAGACGGGCGCCAAGAUCAGAGGGACGUAUAUCAAGCACGCCAAGACCGAGCAGAAACGGCUCGAAGAUGAUCUAGCGAAGAAGCGCGACGAGGUCUCGGAGAAGGAGCAGGAGGUGGAGCGAUUACGGGUGAUUUUAGAAGGCGUGGAAGCGAAGAGUCACGAGGAGCUGGAGAAGCGGAAAGAAUCUUCCAUUUUCCAGACCCUCCUCGCGCAGCGCACCCUCCUCAUCCGCCUUCGAUCGGACCACAAACGAAUCCAAAAAGAGCUCGACGAGAUGCGGAAUAUCCUGGACGACCUCCGGAAGGGCUACAACCCGAAUUAUCAGGACAUGGCAGUCAAGGCCGCGGUGGUCGGCUACGAGGAGUUGACAGGCUUGUCUACCUCGACGGCUUCCGAUACUGCUACCGACGGCGACUCCGAGGCCGGGACCGAGGGCGCAGAAGGGAUUGAGGAAUCAGAGGCGGACAAGGAGGCGGUGCAAGCCGAGCAGAAGGAGGAGGUGGAGAGGGUUUCGGAAUGGGAGCUUGAUCAGGCCGAACGGAAAGAUCUCGAGGGGUUGCUUUUGGAGGAUAUGGACACGAAGUCGGCGGUGGUGGAUGAUGAAGAGGGGUCGACUGGUUUAUUGUAUAAGAUCGACGAGUAUAUCCCGGAUUUCUUGUUCGAGUCCUUCGAUAUGGCGAGGGAAACGCUGGCGGAGUGGUUGGUCAAGCUUGGGAUCUUUGGGAAGGUCGCUAAGCUCGCCACUGGCAGUGGUGGAAGUGACGCGCCACAUACGGCUGCGGCUCGGACGAAACACACGGACGCGCUGAACGACCUCAAUCGAGUCAAGCGUGAAAUCUCAUCUACUCAGGAGACGCUCACCAAGCUCCAAGGUGUGGAGUAUGGGCGGGAAGGGGAGUGGAAGAAGCUGGAUGGGACCUGUGUCGAGAAGAUCUCGGGGGACUACACGUAUGAACUGUGUUUCUUCGGCUCAGCAACGCAGAAGAGCAACAAGGAUUACUCGAGCAAUCACCUAGGGGGAUACUCGCAGUGGAACUUGGCGGCCGAAGCGGGGUCAUACGACUACUAUUCCGAGAUGAGCUAUCGGAAUGGGGCCAAAUGCUGGAACGGUCCCAAUCGCUCCGUCGACGUCAUUUUCUCGUGCGGGACCAAGAAUGAGCUGCUGUCGGUCAGUGAGCCGGAGAAGUGCGAGUACCGGUUCAAGGUGACGAGUCCGGCUAUGUGUUGGCCUGCUGAAGCUGGGGCAGGGGCCGGUGAGGAGGGGCCGGGAGCGAUGAUUCUGGCGCAAAAGGGUAAGGAGGAAUUAUAG
Molecule: messenger RNA, 1797 nt
Organism: Dioszegia hungarica
Lineage: Eukaryota; Fungi; Basidiomycota; Tremellomycetes; Tremellales; Bulleribasidiaceae
Product: putative endoplasmic reticulum protein
Exons: 10
Coding region: 1-1797 (598 amino acids)
Biological process (GO): N-glycan processing
Cellular component (GO): glucosidase II complex
Molecular function (GO): protein binding
Source: RefSeq, a predicted model, not a curated record